CAUUGCGGUGGAUGGUUAGUGAGCUGCAAACAGGCAAAUAGCAGUUGCUACUGUGUGGAAAAAAGAGGAACGGAGUGAGUGUCGGAUGAGGGAGAGUGUGUGAAGAAGAGCCAGCGAGGAAGAGUAACUGGAAGGUGAGCCGUGAGAGGGACAGUCAUCGUCAGCGGGGCUGAAGAGGAGAUCCUAAACUGCCUCCUGCCUUGGAUAUGAAACUGAUAUAUGAACUUUCCAAUGUGUUUCUGUGUUGACGUGGAUGGCUUUACCACCUAGCUGGGCAUGAACACUUUGUCCAAGGCAACAGUUAGUUAUGUUAUGGUUAUGAGUUAUGGUAUUUCCAGAAAUGGAGACAGACCUUGUUACCCUGUGUGGUCUGUACAGUCAGCAGCUUCAUGCAAAGAUUACACAAGAGCUGAGUUUUAAAAUAGACCUAAAUUAAAUCCUGGAAAAUGAAACAGAUCAUGGCUUCUCUGUGCGGAUACAACUUGCACAAAGCUGUAUGGAAAUUAUUGAGAAACUACAAUAAAUAAUUGUGUUUAACUGACUAUUUAAAAAGAAAUUUAAACCAGAACAAAGUUGCCAAAGUUUAGCCGGCUUUACCUGCAGGACUCACAGGUUUGGAUUUUAGAAAAACUACUUAACUAAAUGAUUAUUUGAUUGAACAAAGCAGAAAGACUAGACACAGGAAGUGGAACUGCCUCCAACUUUGUAACGACGGAGAGAAACUAAAGUGCUGACACAGUGAACCCGCCGAUCAUCAGCUAAUGGAGAGUAAGGAGGAGGUGAAGUGUAGCGGAGAGGCCAUGUCUCUGCCCGCCAACCUGAGCUGCCUGCAGGGAGCAGAGGGGGAGGCGGCACUGGCCACGCUGGAGAAACAGCUGAUCUGUCCCAUCUGUCUGGAGCUGUUCAACAAACCGGUGGUCAUCCUGCCCUGCCAGCACAACCUGUGCAGGAAGUGUGCCAACAAGCUCUACCAGCCCUCCCUGUUCCAGGCCCGCACCACCAUGCAGGUGAACAGCGGGCGUUUCCUCUGUCCGUCCUGCAGACAUGAAGUGGUGCUGGACCGCCACGGCGUCUACGGUCUGCCGCGGAACCUGCUGGUGGAGAACAUCAUCGACGUCUACAAACAGGAAGUCAGCAACAACAGCAACGCCACAUGCCCCCGCCCUCUUCCUCCACCUUCUGCUCAGCUAACAUGUUCAGACCACGAGGGCGAGAAGGUGAACAUCUACUGCCUCACCUGUCAGCGUCCUACAUGUUCUCUCUGUAAAGUGUUUGGGGCUCAUCACGCCUGCCAGGUGGCCCCUCUUACAGACAUCUGGCACCAGCAGAAGGAUGAGUUGAGUGAAGCAGUCAGCUCUCUGGCGGCGGUCAACAAUAAAGUCCAGACGUUGAUAAAUGAGCUGGAGGAGACGUGCAGAAACGUGGAGGAGAACUGUAAGACUCAGAAACAAAGUGUGUGUGAGACAUUCAGUCGAGUGUUUUCCAUCCUGGAGGAGAGACAGAAGGCGAUGAUGCAGCGAAUCAGCACUGAGCAGGAAGAGAAGACAGGCCAUGCCCAGGAGCUGAUGCGUUGCUAUGGAGACAGCGUGGAGGCCAACAGCAAACUGGUGGAGCGAGCAGUGAGCUGCAUGGAGGAGCCAGACAUGGCUGCUUUUGUUCAGAAUUCCAAAGAGCUAAUCACAGAAGUGAUAGCAGCGAGCAGCUCCUGUCCAGCUGAGGCUCUAAAACCAGGCUGUGAGAGUUUGAGCCACUACAGAUUUGACUUCAGCAGACAGGAGAAAGCUUUGAAGAGCAUUGACUUCCUCAAAGUUGUGGAAGAGGUUCCUGAAGAAGCAGAGGUGGAACCGGAGCCAGAGGAACCCAAAGAGGACUCUGUCCAGAACGUGGAACCAGAACAGCAUCAGGAAACCUCGGCCCAGAACCUGGACCCUGGUGUAGAAGCCAUUCCAGAGCUGGUAUCCCCACCAGAGGAACUGACUGCAGUGACACUCCCGGUGAGUUACACUGUGGAGCCUGCAGUGGCGCUUCUGCAGCCAGAGACUGACAACCUGGACGUAGCUGAUGGAGGAUCUGUUCUGUUGAACCGGGGUGUUGGACUGGGGGUGGAAAUGGGACUGAGUACCCCAAAAGCUGCUGGAAUGAAUAGCUGUGGAUGCAGGGAGGGACCCAUAGAGAACGCCUGUCUGCAAGGCCCAGAAUUCUGUGCUGCGCCACUGCUGAUGAAGAAAGAGGAGGCGGAGAAAGAGGAGGGGGAGAAAGUGGAGCCGGAGGGACAUGCAGCUCCUGAACCUGUUAAAGAGGGAAACAUCUGUGAAGAGCAGGAGGGAAUGAGCACAGUACAGUGUGAGGCAUUAAGCGAUGCAGAUGAUUGGACGACACAGAGUGCCACCGAGGACCAACAAGACACUCAGGAUGAAGAAGAAAUGAUAAAGGAGGAAAUGGCUGCUGGGCUUUACCCCGGCUGGCACCCCCCCGGCAGCUGGCGCAGAGUUAGCCCUGUCCCUGCAGACAUCUCGCCAAAGGUUUUGGAUGCAGAGCAGACCCUGUGUCCAGAAGCUGGGAUCCAGGCUGAGGCGGAAGGUGCAGUCCAAGUCGUGUCUGAGCCCCAAAUACAACCACGUUCUGGGGAUCCGGGGAGUUUGGAAACACCGCAGGCGCAGAAACCAGAGCAGAGCAUGUCCAACCCCAACCAACCUUCACCUGGACCACAACAACUCCUACUUUCCACUGAGCUUCAUACCCAACAACACCUUCCUCUACCGCAUGAGUCGGAGCGCAAAAGUCUCUCUCUAUUUCAGUCUCCCCCACAGACAGUACCUGUUGAGCAGGGCAGUGCUUUAACACCUGUUCCCCAUCUGUUACUGACUGGGCAGGCAGCCGGAGACGCUGGUAUCUCAGAGGAGGAAACUGAGGAGGAGGACAUGCAGGGCUGGGUGUGCCUACCCGGGGCUGUGGAUCAAAGCUUCAGCCUAGCACACGAUAGUCCAUCAUUACAUCCAGCGGAGACUUCUGAGAGAGGUAGCUCAGAGAUGGGUGAAGACGAGUUUGAGCUGACUGAUGGAGGAGCAGAGGAUGCAGAAGAGACAGAGCAACAUGAUGAAGAUCCUUUAGAUCUGAAAUGUGCUUCCGACCUGAGAGAAAGAGAGCUUGAGACGAUGAAUGAAGGGCUGGAAGAAGGAAACAUACGGUGUGAUGAAAGGAAAGAAAAGAUGGGUUGUGUCCAUAUGAGGGAGGAUGGCUCUGAGCAGAAACAUGUCAGCCUGGACACGGGACACCCUGGGGUGGAGAGGAAGACUAGCUGGAUGCAGGGAGCCGGCAACACAGGGUCUGAGGAAAAGAAAGAGGAUAAUGGAGAGAACAGCGAGCAGCCUCAAGACCUUUACGGCAAAAUGGAAACAAGUGUUCAUGAAACUGAAGAAAAAAUAACCUCCUCUGUUUCUCUCCAGGCUGUCACUCUGCUCUUCUACCUGUUGGCCUUCCUGGUCAUCCUGCAGAGGGUUUGGGCUUACAUCGGCUGCUUCAUUUGCACAUAACCCCAGCAGGAGACACAUCCACCCUCACUGCUGCACAGUUCAGCUGGAGACUGAGACAAAGAGUCCUGCUUGGACCGGUCCUCCUCCCUCCUCCUCUUCCUCGUCUUUCACCCUCGGUGAGGUUCCUCGUCGACCCAGUUUCUGCUUCUCCUGGCUGAACUCUGUCCACAAGAAGUAGAGGAAAGAGAAAAGAGAAGAUGUUUUGCUAAGGAGAGAAAGCAGAAAAGAUGCACUCCAGAGUCUGAUUUGUAGACUGCAAAUGUAGACUAGUCCCAGCACUAGUCCCAGCACUGCCCUGAGACAAAAAACAUACGUGCACUUGGAUUAAAUUUGCAGCAGUUUUAUCAACAGGCUCUGUUGUGUUCUGAAUAUUCAUCCAAUUUAAAACAAUGUAGUACAAGAUAGGAAUAGAUCUGUGUGCCUAAAGGGGAAAACACUGACUCUGUUGGGCUCUUAUUUUGAAACUGUAUUUAGAAGAAGCUGUUGCCCUUCACAGCAGAACAGGUUUUUAAGACGCAGUGUCGAGGAAAUAGUAUAAGUAUUCUAUCGUACUAGGUAGUACUAGUACUCAGUGGUGUAACUUAAGUAAGUAGGCCCAUAUUUACUAGAGUACUGUACUUAAGUACAAUUUAAUGCUACCUUAUAAUUCUACUCUAAAACAUCUCUGAUGGAAUAGUAUAAGUAUUCUAUCAUUGUACUAGGUAGUACUAGUAUUCAGUGGUGUAACUUAAGUAAGUAGGCCCAUAUUUACUCGAGUACUGUACUUAAGUACAAUUUAAUGCUACUUUAUAAUUCUACUCUAGUACAUCUCUGAUGGAAAGAUUGUACUUUUUACUCUACUACAUUUAUCUGACAGCUUUAGUGUAAAAAAAUCAUACAUAAACAUAUGUUUACAUGAUGCAUUACUUUACUACAAAUCUACUGAGUAGCAUACAACGUAUCUAAAAUGAGCUCCACAUUGAUCAUAUGAAACUGUAAAAUUUGUUUGUUUCAUAGAAAAUAUAUAUUUUUAAAAUAAUAUAAUAUAUACAGUAUAUAUAGAUAUUUAUCCAUAUAUAAAUACAAUUUUUUUUUUAAACAUAACACUUUGAAAGGAGCUGUCAUAUUGAGUACUUUUGAUACUUUAAGUACAUUUUGCUAAUAAUACAUGGAUUCCUUUCUUUAACAUUUUGAAUUCAGGCCUUUUACUGCUAUAUGAUAUGAUAUGAUAUGAUGUUAUUUAGGUGGUUGCCACUUAGUGGCCCUUCCCUUCCGCCCCAAUUACAUGUCGGAAAUACAAAAGUUAUUUCAUCCACAGCUUCCGGUAGUUAAUGCAGUAUUUCUACAUUUACUUAAGGAUCUGAGACCUUUUUCCACCACUGCUGGUAGCAUAUGCAGUAUAAGGGGAAAGUGUUACCUGUUUUUAUAAAGGAAGUACCACUAGUAUAAGUCCAGGUAGUUGCAGUAGCAGAGAAUGUAAAAGUGCAAGUUUUAGUAGUUAUAGCAGAGCUUGUAGUAGUACUGUUAAGCCUACUGGUAUAUGGCUGCAGGAUUUACAUGUAAAGUAUUUAUAAAGAGCUUUUCUAGUCCUUACGACUACUCAAAGCUCUGUAACAUAGUACAGGAAGUAUUCACACUGUGGCCGAGGUUGCCAUACAAGGUGCCACCUGCUCAUCAGAUACACACUCACACACAUCAGAUACAUACUCACACAUAUCUACACUCUGAUGGGACAGCAUUGGGGGCAACUCGGGGUUCAGUGUCUUGCCCAAUGACAGUUCAACAUGGGACUGCAGGGCCAGGGAUUGAACCACCAACCUUCCGAUUGGCAGGCGACCACUCUACCACUGCCACAGCAACCCCAAACAAUUGUUUUUUCAAAAUUUUAAAACGUUUUACUGCAUUUUUUGCUUGACUUGAAGAAAAAGAAAAAAAACUUAACACUAUUAUUGCUCCUAAAAAUGUACCAUUUAAUGCUGUGUCAAAUUAUAGUAAAAUAUAGUAAAAAUAAUUAUAGAGCCUACUGUUAAAGGUAAAGCUACUUAUUUCUAUCAGAGGGAAUCUGAGCUUUUAACAGCCAGUUACUUCCUGUGUGCUACUAGUUGUAGCUUGGCAUAAGAAAUGGGUAAAACAAUAGUCCCUAACCAGUUUGUCCACUUUGAACUGGUGAUUUUGGAUGUCAUAUGUGAUUAAGUGUGGUUUGGUGGUAUUGUCAAAAUGUAGUGACUUCUGGCACACACUGCAGUGGCUUUUUAUGUGUAUUAGAGUGUCUGAGCACAUAUUAUUUAUUGAGUGUUUAGUGUUUUGUAAGUCUUUGCAAAAUGCAGGACAGAGUGGGUCAGAUGAGAUAUUGGUUGUUAUUGAUACAUGUACAGUAUAAAUCAAAUAAAUCUAGGUUUUGUCACCUGAA
This is a messenger RNA of Etheostoma spectabile (orangethroat darter), 5922 nucleotides long. Its product is annotated as tripartite motif-containing protein 54. Gene Ontology annotation, cellular component: cytoplasm. Gene Ontology annotation, biological process: regulation of microtubule cytoskeleton organization. Lineage: Eukaryota; Metazoa; Chordata; Actinopteri; Perciformes; Percidae. The transcript is spliced from 13 exons. Gene Ontology annotation, molecular function: zinc ion binding. The record is from RefSeq and is a predicted model, not a curated record. The coding region runs from base 762 to 3533 and encodes 923 amino acids.